CUUUUAAUCAUAGGCAAACACCCUAUUCCAUUUUAAUGGCUCCUUCCUUCAUGGUUCGUUUUAAGAUCAAUAAAGCUUGACCCUUUACUUAAAACACCUUAAUUUAAUUUGGGUUUGUAUUAUUUUCUUUGAAAAAGUGAAGUAAAGAGGCAAAGAGUUGAGUGUUAGGUUUAUAUAUAUAUAUAUAUAUGGUACUACUGCUUUUCUUUUCUUUUCUUUUCUUCUUCAAUAUUGAGAACAUUUGUGGUUUGUAAAUAUCCAUUUUAGGGAUUGUUAUUUGAUGGUGUGAAAAUCAGUGUAAAGGUUUGCGUUUUUAUUUGUCUGCCCUCAUACUUGUUUAGUUAAAUGGAAAUAAAUAAUGAAUUUCAAUUGGAUUCAAAGUGGUUAAUCGAUCCUAAACAUCUUUUUGUUGGACCAAGAAUCGGAGAAGGUGCUCAUGCCAAAGUAUACGAAGGAAAAUAUAAGAAUCAAACAGUUGCGAUUAAAAUUGUUCAUAGAGGGGACACGCCGGAGGAGAUUGCUAAAAGAGAAGGGAGGUUUGCUAGAGAAGUUUCAAUGCUUUCUAGAGUUCAACACAAAAAUUUAGUAAAGUUUAUUGGGGCGUGUAAUGUCCCUGUCAUGGUGAUAGUUACUGAGCUUCUAUUAGGUGGUUCAUUGCGUAAGUUCUUGGUGAACUUGCGACCGAGAGGCUUGGAGACACGUGUUGCGGUUAGUUAUGCGCUUGACAUUGCUCGGGCAAUGGAAUGCUUGCAUUCACAUGGGAUUAUUCAUCGUGAUCUGAAGCCUGAAAAUUUGAUAUUGACUGCAGACCACAAGACCGUAAAACUUGUAGACUUUGGUUUAGCAAGAGAAGAGUCAGUAACAGAGAUGAUGACUGCUGAGACGGGGACAUAUCGUUGGAUGGCUCCUGAGUUGUACAGCACAGUCACGUUGAGGCAUGGAGAGAAGAAACAUUACAACCAUAAGGUUGAUUCCUACAGCUUUGCUAUUGUGCUGUGGGAACUUAUACACAACCGACUUCCAUUCGAAGGCAUGUCGAACCUCCAAGCAGCAUAUGCAGCUGCUUUCAAGAAUGUUAGACCUAGUGCAGAAGACAUCCCUGAAGAUUUAGCUUUAAUUGUAACACCGUGUUGGAAGGAGGACCCAAAUGCUAGACCUAACUUCAGCCAAAUAGUGCAGAUGCUUUUACAUUAUCUGACCACUAUUUCUCCACCCGAACACAUGAUCCCAUCUCGCAUGUUUAGUUCAGAGAACAAAGUAUUACCCCCAGAGUCUCCAGGUACAAGUUCAUUAAUGGCUAUGCACAACGACACUGGUGACAAGCCAGACGAGAACAUACAGGAGUCAAGGGGUUGUCUAUUUUGUUUCCAUCAUUGCUUCUGACCCCCUUAACCACAACAACACGUCUGCUUCACAAAUCAUAAUACCAGAGGAGAUUUUCGCGGUAUGAAAUGGGUCUUAUAUAUGUGGAUCAGUGUUUUGUGGCUCCAAACAUUGUGGAUGCGUAACUUAUAGACGAUACGGUAGGGAUCCUACGUAGCACCCUAAAGAUACACUGGAAAAUGAAUGAAACGUACUCCGCUACCCAGUCAGAUAAUUGUAACAAACAAUUGUGGACUAUAGAAUACUGGAAGAGUAGCGCUGUUUGUUACCAAGUUACCGAGUUUUACCUUAACCGCGGUAAAGCAGUUACAGUGCCUGGAAAAAUUAUAUAAUAGUUGUUGAGUGCUUAGAUUAGAACUACAAGUGGGUAAUAAUAAUAUAGGGAUCGUUGUAGUUGUAAAAAGCUUUAUAAUAAAUAGAACAAACGUUUUAAGCAGCUUAUCUGCUUUUACUAUA
Molecule: messenger RNA, 1839 nt
Organism: Papaver somniferum (opium poppy)
Lineage: Eukaryota; Viridiplantae; Streptophyta; Magnoliopsida; Ranunculales; Papaveraceae
Product: serine/threonine-protein kinase STY13-like
Exons: 6
Coding region: 346-1383 (345 amino acids)
Biological process (GO): protein phosphorylation
Molecular function (GO): protein kinase activity; ATP binding
Source: RefSeq, a predicted model, not a curated record